AUCCGCUUCUAAAAAGGGAAGAAGAAGAAGAAAAAACAACUGAGCAGAAGAAGAAGACGAAGAAGAAGAAGAAAAAAUGGAGGCGGCAGUGUUCAUUCUUUCACUUGUAGACUGCUGUGCACUUAUUUUCCUUUCGGUCUACUUUAUAAUCACCCUGUCUGAUCUAGAAUGUGACUACAUCAAUGCUCGAGCCUGCUGCUCCAAGCUGAACAAAUGGGUAAUUCCAGAGAUGGUGGGCCAGUGUCUCUCCACGAUGCUAAUGUUGGUCUCAGUUCACUGGUUCAUCUUCCUCCUCAACCUGCCUGUAGCAGCCUGGAACAUUUAUAGGUAUGUGAGGGUUCCAAUGGGAAACAUGGGCUUGUUUGACCCAACUGAGAUCCACAACCGCGGUCAGCUCAAGUCCCACAUGAAGGAGGCCAUGGUUAAACUUGGUUACCACCUGCUCUGCUUCUUCAUUUAUUUGUAUAGCAUGAUCCUGGCUCUGAUCAACGACUGAAGCACCAAACAAGCUGCCAAACUCCAAACUCCAGGCUGUUUCCUCACAUACAUCCUGCUCCUGUACUGUAUGCAUAAACUCUUUCAGAACAGAAGUGUGACAUUUACCACCACUGUCGUCCUACUGAGGUUUACGCUGUUAUUUGUGUUGUCAGAAUCCCAGGGUUUUGAUUUGACCAGAAUUCUAAGAUUAUUAUUGAACCAUUUCAGACUUCAGUAUCAUCAUCACAAAAUCUUCUACCAGUCGCUUUGUUUAAUUGUAAAGGGGAUCAUUAUUGAGGUUUCCUUUAAACCUCUGUUUGCAACAGUGACGAAUUACAACAUUAACAUAGUGGCUGUAACAAAUAUUAGACAUUUUUACACUGAAGAGAGCAAGUAGGCUUCCUAAUGCAAAAAUAAACUGAAAUAGCCAGCCAUAUAUAAAGUACAAUGCAGAGUAAUAUUUCUCUGACUAUCUAAAUAUAAGGUGGAUUCUCUGAGUGUUUUUUCCACUAAUGCCAAAUUCUAAAAAAAAAUGCCAUUAGUGCUUUAAAGCUCAACUUGCAUUGUGUUGUUGAGACCCUGUUCCACUGUCAGUUUUCCCUUUUUUCUUGGGCCUUUUCUUGUUUUCCCCCCCCCAAAGUACAGUAAUACUUAUGUGCCAUUUGUCCCUGUCAGGCAUAUUUAAUUUAGAAUCCAUACAACAAGGCUGCAGAAUCAGAUUGACAGUAGAAAUGGUUUCCUGGUUUGUUUUUAAUGUCACUCCUUAAUGUUCUUUGGGUAGGAGCACAGACUACUGACACAAUGUUUCCUCUCACACAGGCACAGUGCAUACAGGUGACAAAUAAGUAAAAAUCCAACAUUAAGUUAUUAAAAGUAUUACUUUAUUUACAGAGCAUUUUUUCAAAUACAAAGUUACAAAGUGCUUUACAGUAAAAAUAAGGAAUAUAAAGUAAAUAAAGUAAAAAAUAUCAUUGGUAGAAAGAUGAAUGAGAUAAAAGUGAGUUUUAAGAGAAGAUUUAAAGACGAUACUGAUUAACCCUGUUGAACCAAAAUCUCCCAUAGCUGAUUUGCUGACUGAAGGACAUACCAAAUGAUUCACAUCAUUUUCAUCCACUUUCUCACCUCUUUAUACGUGUACAAUCAUCUGCUGCUGAUGUAGUGGUGUGGUCAGGGCAUUCCUACCUGUUUAAUCCUAUGGUAUUGUUAGGCCUUCAUUUUUCUGAACUACCCCAGUUGACACAUUUAGUCAAAAUAUCAAUUGUUUUCAAAAUAAAAUGUUGAAAUCAGUGGUUUGCGAUGGUAUUCAAGUGUAUUGAAAACUAUUAUGCAGUUAUCAUCAGAUGGUGGAUUACUAACGGAAUGAAGUGCUUCUGUUGUUACCACCUAAUACUUUAGCUCAUGGAAAUGCCAAAAUAACUGGUAUAAUGUGUAAGUAACUGAACUGAGCUUGGUGCUCACACACCUCAAACCUAUUCUGAGACUUUUUAUGCAUACAG
This is a messenger RNA of Centropristis striata (black sea bass), 1973 nucleotides long. RefSeq names its product cornichon family AMPA receptor auxiliary protein 4 (gene cnih4). Gene Ontology annotation, biological process: endoplasmic reticulum to Golgi vesicle-mediated transport. Lineage: Eukaryota; Metazoa; Chordata; Actinopteri; Perciformes; Serranidae. The transcript is spliced from 5 exons. Gene Ontology annotation, cellular component: endoplasmic reticulum membrane; COPII-coated ER to Golgi transport vesicle. The record is from RefSeq and is a predicted model, not a curated record. The coding region runs from base 77 to 496 and encodes 139 amino acids.